AUGCAAGCCAUCGCUCGGCUUAUCGACAAGGUUAAAAGCAGAGAUGAUGACGAUGUGGUCGACAGGGCUAACUACGUAUAUUCGGCCCUCAUGUUCGGGAUGUUUGCCUUGAUUACCAUGGCUAAACAAUAUGUGGGAGAGCCCUUGCAAUGUUGGGUGCCCCCUGAGUUCAAAGUAAUUAUAAUUAUUUAUGUUACAUUAUAAAGAAAUUAAAUUAAAAUUUUGAGAUUUCAGGGGUCUUGGGAAAAGUACUCGGAGAGUUAUUGUUUCGUGGAGAACACUUACUACAUAAAGAUGGCAGAGCAAUUGCCAAAGGGGCCCAGGCAACAAUACGAACUGCAGUAUUACCAAUGGGUCGGGUUCAUGAUGAUGGGGCAAAUGAUCUUCUUCGUCUUACCUAAGGCUGUUUGGAAUUCUCUUCAUCUAAAGACCGGUAUAGAUUGUGGUAUUACUGCAAUAAUGAGUAUGUUCAGGUCUAGCCAUCCAAUCGUUGAUAUCGACCUCCAAAUUGACCAUGAAAAAGGGUCAAGAUGCGAUGAUCAAGGAUAACAUCGAGAAGGAUAUGGUGAAGGCCUCCCAGUAUAUGAAGAACCUGCAUCGCUUCAAUAAGGACAAGAUCGACUCUCAGUCUUCGAAGCCCAUUAAUGCCAAAUUCUGGAAUGGCUACAUCACCAAAUUGUACAUUCUGUUUAAGAUACUCAACCUGAGUAAUUCGGUAAUCCAGCUAUACGUUCUAAAUCAAUUUCUUGGUCCCAAAUACACCUUCUUUGGAUACGGAUUGUUGAUGGAUCUACUGCAAGGAAAAGAAUGGGAGGAAUCCGGCCAUUUCCCGAGGGUAAAUUGGCCAGCCUGUGGGCGGAACAAAAACCUGUAGGGUUUUGUUCCGCAAGUGCAGUCGGAUUUCAUACGGUGCAUUUUGUCAUGCUACACGAAUGUCAUAGAUAUACCCUUACAUCUCUGCAAAAAGUGUAAUUUGGAUAAAAGUGUUCAUUUUGAUGUACUGUCGCGGAAAAAAGUUCUGGGAAUUUCCGGCACCGUGCUUGGAGUGCGACUCAAAUUCCAUCCCACUCCAAUUGAUUUGUCGCAGCGAAAAACGGGAAGACGUAAGGCAAAAAAAAAUUUCUGGACUUUUUGCCGCGACUUAACACUGUUAGAAAUCUUGUUAUAUUGGAAAAUUUGUUGUAAAUGUAAAAAUACAGAUGUAAGCGCUACAUUUUUUUAAGUGAGAUGUCAAAAAAAUAUUUUUGAAGACUGAAAUUCUAACAAUUGUGUAUCAAAUUCCCACUUAUCAAAAUUACACUUUAAAAUAAUCUUUACACUUACAUUUUUCCACUUGCAGCAAAUUUUCCGAUAUAACAUCAUUUCCAAUAGAGUUACACCGAAGUUAAAAUUUUUUUCAAGGUUACACUUUUUUGAAAAAAUUAGGCUUACAAUUCAUACUUUUUUUCAAAUUGCACUUUUUUACAAAGAUGUAAGGGUAUCCAUGACAUUCGAAUCAAUUUUCGGAAUAUGCCCAUUAUGGUAUUUGCUCGUUAUGGACCGAUUUUUCAGUUUCCCCAAUUGUCAAUCUCCGGUGUAAACAGACAUGUAAUAUUUUUGAUUUAAGGUAACUUAUUGUGACGUGAUGGUUCGCCUGCCCGGCGAUGUCAAGACUACCUACACCCUGCAAUGUGUUCUGGCCAUAAACAUGUUCAACGAGAAGAUCUACAUUUUCAUUUGGUUCUGGCUGUUUCUCCUCAGUGUCAUCAAUUUCCUCAAUCUCUGCAAUUGGCUGUUCCUUGUUCUCAGUGAGGAUAAUGCUGUUAAGUUCAUCAGAACUCAAUUGGUGAGUCCUUUUUCAAGGCCUGCAUCGUUUUUAUCAAUUAUUAUCACCCCGUUUAUUGUUAAAAUCAACAAUAAACAUAAUUUUUGUGUUCUUUGUCAUCCUAAACAUCAUGUGAAUAAGGACUUCAUAGAUUGUUUCGUAAACGGGUCAUGAAUAAAAUAUAGCGAUCAACCGUUUUGGCGUAAAAGCGGUCGUGGCAAAUCAAGGUUUGUGGUGUUUCAUCCAAAUUUCUCGCUCAAUAGUUGUGACGCCAGACUAAAAAAUCACUUUGAAAUUCCGAAGGAACGAUGUGCGAAAGGGCAAAAUGCACUGUGCGCUAAAAAAUCUCUGCCCACUUUUGAAAAAGCGUAGUAUUGACCUCCAGCAUUAGAAUAAUUAGAAUCCAAGUAUGAUAAUGAAACAGACUGAUUACGAAAGAUUACUAAUUUAUUUUGUUUGUACUAGCAUUGUUUUGAGUCUGUGGGUGUUUGCAAAACAAGGGAUCUGAAGGGAUGAGUAACAAAAAAAGACUAAAGCCCCCCAAAAUGGAAGGCUUUAGUUUGCAAAGCAUGAUGCAUGAACACCGGGAUCUCUGGGGGAUUACGAAAUUAUUCAAACAGACCAGACCCAUUAUUUUUCGAAAUUUGAAGAGAGAAAUCAAAAAAUAAUAUUACCAAUCAGACUCCAUAAAAAUCUACUCAAAACGAGUGGAAGGAGAAGCCGUGUGUGAUUAGCGCAGUGGAAGUGGGCUCGCUUUUUACGCAAAGGGUCUCAUGUUCGAGUCCUCUCCGGGGCGGCCUUGAAGAAACAUUUGACUAGAGUCUCCGAUGCUCAGUGUGGACAAAACUAUGGCGGAGCCGCCCUUUCUUUUAUGCUUUCACAUAUUUUAGUAGCAUAUGACUGCCUUACUCUCACUCUUUUGUUAUAAUUGCACUCCACACUUACAUUCAUACUCCCACUGUAUUUACACUUCCCAUUGCUAUUAUUAUAUAAGUGGGUUAUGCGGAAAAAACACCGAUGAAUACCACAAAAAUGAAAAGCUUCAAUUACCAUUUUCAGGCAUACAAAAACGUCAACUUGACUGUCGAAAAGACCAAAGAGUUUAUGGGAAGUUACUUAUAUCUGGACGCUGUGACUACUCUCAGAUUGGUCCAGCUGAAUUGUGGCGACUUUGUGUCAUCGGAUCUUAUCAAUUAUCUGUAUCAAGAUUACAAGCCCAAGGAAGAGAAAGAUUCUCAGCCCGAGGCCCUCGAGGAGAAGAGACCUCCGUUAAUAACUCCCUGA
Molecule: messenger RNA, 3088 nt
Organism: Bursaphelenchus xylophilus (pine wood nematode)
Lineage: Eukaryota; Metazoa; Nematoda; Chromadorea; Rhabditida; Aphelenchoididae
Source: the annotation of a GenBank genome assembly